Messenger RNA from Pyrgilauda ruficollis (rufous-necked snowfinch), 3947 nucleotides. RefSeq names its product adaptor related protein complex 1 subunit beta 1 (gene AP1B1). The coding region runs from base 252 to 3137 and encodes 961 amino acids. Gene Ontology annotation, biological process: intracellular protein transport; vesicle-mediated transport. Lineage: Eukaryota; Metazoa; Chordata; Aves; Passeriformes; Passeridae. Gene Ontology annotation, cellular component: clathrin adaptor complex; membrane coat. The record is from RefSeq and is a predicted model, not a curated record. Gene Ontology annotation, molecular function: clathrin binding. The transcript is spliced from 24 exons.
GUUUGCUUUCCAGGCACUUCUGCAGAGCAGGGCUGAGUGUGAGCCAGGUCCUGGAAUCGGAGGGACUGCAGUGCAUCCUCUUUCUUUCCUUCCUUCCUUCCUCCCAGUCUGGCAGGACGGGAUCUGCAGUGAGGUGCAGAGAGCUGUGGCGCAGCCCGGAGCUCCCGCUGUUCCCUGGAGAGCCAUCGACUUAGUGGGAUAAAAAAGGCUCUGAAUCAAUCCCAGGGCCGUGCUGCUGGCUGGAGACCACCAUGACGGACUCCAAGUACUUCACCACCACCAAGAAAGGGGAGAUAUUUGAGCUGAAGGCUGAGCUGAACAGCGACAAGAAGGAGAAGAAGAAGGAGGCUGUGAAGAAGGUGAUCGCCUCCAUGACGGUGGGCAAGGACGUCAGCGCUCUCUUCCCAGAUGUGGUGAACUGCAUGCAGACAGACAACCUGGAGCUGAAGAAGCUGGUCUACCUCUAUCUGAUGAACUAUGCUAAGAGCCAGCCAGACAUGGCCAUCAUGGCUGUGAACACCUUUGUGAAGGACUGUGAGGAUCCCAACCCGCUGAUCCGGGCUCUGGCCGUGCGCACCAUGGGCUGCAUCCGCGUGGACAAGAUCACGGAGUACCUGUGCGAGCCCCUGCGCAAGUGCCUCAAGGACGAGGACCCCUACGUGAGGAAAACUGCAGCCGUCUGCGUGGCCAAGCUGCACGACAUCAACGCCCAGCUGGUGGAGGACCAGGGCUUCCUGGACACCCUCAAGGAUCUCAUCUCAGACUCCAACCCCAUGGUGGUGGCCAACGCGGUGGCGGCACUGUCGGAAAUCGCGGAGUCUCAUCCCAGCAGCAACCUCCUGGACCUCAACCCCCAGUCCAUCAACAAGCUGCUCACAGCCCUCAAUGAGUGCACUGAGUGGGGCCAGAUCUUCAUCCUGGACUGCCUGGCAAACUACAUGCCCAAGGAUGACCGGGAAGCACAGAGCAUCUGCGAGCGGGUGACACCGCGCCUGUCCCACGCCAACUCUGCCGUGGUGCUGUCGGCUGUCAAGGUGCUGAUGAAGUUCAUGGAGAUGCUGUCCAAGGACCUGGAUUAUUAUGGCACUCUCCUGAAGAAGCUGGCCCCACCACUGGUUACUCUGCUGUCUGCAGAGCCCGAGCUGCAGUACGUGGCCCUACGCAACAUCAACCUCAUCGUGCAGAAGAGGCCCGAGAUCCUGAAGCACGAGAUGAAGGUGUUCUUUGUCAAGUACAACGACCCCAUCUACGUCAAACUGGAGAAACUGGACAUCAUGAUCCGCCUGGCCUCCCAGGCCAACAUAGCUCAGGUGCUGGCAGAGCUGAAGGAAUAUGCCACAGAGGUGGAUGUGGAUUUUGUCAGGAAGGCGGUGAGAGCCAUCGGCCGCUGUGCCAUCAAGGUGGAGCAAUCAGCUGAGCGCUGUGUCAGCACCCUGCUGGACCUCAUCCAGACCAAGGUCAACUACGUGGUGCAGGAGGCCAUCGUGGUCAUCAAGGACAUCUUCCGCAAGUACCCCAACAAGUACGAGAGCGUGAUCGCCACGCUCUGCGAGAACCUGGAUUCCCUGGACGAGCCCGAGGCCAGGGCUGCCAUGAUCUGGAUCGUGGGGGAAUACGCCGAGCGCAUCGACAACGCCGACGAGCUGCUGGAGAGCUUCCUGGAGGGCUUCCAUGAUGAGAGCACCCAGGUGCAGCUGCAGCUGCUGACAGCCAUCGUGAAGCUGUUCCUGAAGAAGCCCACAGAGACACAGGAGUUGGUGCAGCAGGUGCUGAGCUUGGCCACACAGGACUCGGACAACCCCGACCUGCGGGAUCGUGGCUACAUCUACUGGCGCCUGCUCUCCACGGACCCCGUGGCCGCCAAGGAGGUGGUGCUGGCCGAGAAGCCGCUGAUCUCGGAGGAGACGGAUCUGAUCGAGCCCACGCUGCUGGACGAGCUCAUCUGCUACAUCGGGACGCUGGCCUCGGUGUACCACAAACCCCCCAGCGCCUUCGUGGAGGGCAGCAGGGGCGUCGUGCACAAGAGUUUGCCCCCGCGGACGGACUCGGGUGAGAGUCCUGAGAGCCCGGACACAGCCCCGUCGGGGGGGCCAGCAGCAGAUCAGCCCUCUGUCAUCCCCACCCAGGGGGACCUGCUUGGGGACCUGCUCAACCUGGACCUGGGCCCCCCAGUGAGCGGGCCACCCAUGGCCACCUCCGCCGUGCAGAUGGGCGCUGUGGACCUCCUCGGGGGUGGUCUGGACAGGCUGAUGGGGGACGAGUCGGAAGGGCUGCGCAGCGAUGUGGGAGGCAGCCCUGCUAUGGGUGGCAGCAGUGGCAGCUUCACACCAGCUCCCAGCACCACGGCGCCCACAAACAUGGGGGCACCCCUUGGCAGCGGCCUGGGUGACCUCUUCGACCUCACCGGUGGGGUGGGGACCCUCUCAGGAUCCUAUGUGGCCCCCAAAACGGUCUGGCUCCCUGCCAUGAAAGCCAAGGGGUUGGAGAUCUCUGGCACCUUCAGCCGCCAGGUGGGCUCCAUCUCCAUGGACCUCGUGCUGACCAACAAAGCCCUGCAGGUCAUGUCUGACUUUGCCAUCCAGUUCAACCGCAACAGCUUCGGCCUGGCCCCAGCAGCCCCUCUGCAGGUGCAUGCGCCUCUGGCUCCCAACCAGUCCGUGGAGAUCUCCCUGCCCCUCAACACCGUGGGCUCCGUCAUGAAGAUGGAGCCCCUCAACAACCUCCAGGUGGCAGUGAAGAACAACAUUGAUGUCUUCUACUUCAGCACCCUGUACCCCCUGCACAUCCUGUUCGUGGAGGAUGGCAAGAUGGAGAGGCAGACAUUCCUGGCCACCUGGAAGGACAUUCCCAACGAGAACGAGACCCAGUUCCAGAUCAAAGACUGUUCCCUCAACGCAGACGCUGUGAGCAGCAAACUCCAAGGCAGCAACAUCUUCACCAUUGCAAAGAGGAACGUGGAGGGCCAGGACAUGCUCUACCAAUCCCUGAAGCUCACCAACGGCAUCUGGGUGCUGGCAGAGCUCCGGAUCCAGCCCAGCAACCCCAGCUUCACGGAUUUGGAGUUAUCCCUGAAAUGCCGAGCACCAGAGGUGUCCCAGUACAUCUACCAAGCGUAUGAGACCAUCCUGAAGAACUGAGGUGCUGCUGCAGCCUUUCCUCCUCCUCCUCCUCCUCCUCGCUUUCCUCCUCCUCCUCCCUUUCCUGCCUGAGGGAGCAGGGCUGGAUCUGUGUGCAUGUCCCCUUUCCCUCCUGCCCAGAACCCAGUCCCUGGGGUUCUCCCUCCCUCGGGGGGCUGGGGGGAGCAGAGGGGGCAGGGGGCUGUCCCCAGUCCCUGCAUCCCUGCAGCAAUCCGUGUGUGAGUGAUGCCAUGUGCUCCUCGCUGGUGCUGCUCUCUCCACAUCCCAGUUUCACCCUCAGGCUCCCAAAAACCCCAGCUUCUGUUUCUGGCUCUCAUGGAGUGCUGGCUGGUGGUGGGUUCAGCAUUCCAGACCCUGGGAAUAGCUGCUGGGGGGCCCAGAGUGCCGUGGCAUUAGGUGGCUCUGGCUGCAGAUCCCCCUGGAGCCCUGGGAUUUGGGGCUGGAGCAGGUGGGAAACAGCUUUGGCUCUCCCUGAUACUGUGCCCUGGUUCAGCAGAACCUCACCUGUGGGUGAGCCCUUCCCAGAGGAUCUCCUCUCCAUGGGAGCCCUUCCCAAAGCUCCCAGAAGGGCCUGAGGAUCCCACAUUUGAGGCUGUACUUAAGGUGCAGGUUAAAAAGGGCUUUUCCAGCCCCCUCCAGCCCCUGCCAUGGGCCAGGAGGGCUCUGAGCAUCCCCUCUCCCCCUGCCCAGCCCCACAGCUCCCUCUGCUCCCCUGGGGCUCCCACUGCUCCUUCCCCCACAAAUCAAGCCAUGGGUCCCCCCACCUCGAAGCAGGAAAUCUCUAAUAUAUGAAAGAUAAAUAUAUUGUAA